Dermochelys coriacea (leatherback sea turtle) is the source of this 1226-nucleotide messenger RNA. It is a transcript of the gene TMEM107, whose product is annotated as transmembrane protein 107. The transcript has 6 exons. Gene Ontology annotation, cellular component: MKS complex. NCBI's taxonomy places the organism in Eukaryota, Metazoa, Chordata, Testudines, Dermochelyidae. Bases 134 to 556 code for a protein of 140 amino acids. Gene Ontology annotation, biological process: protein localization to ciliary transition zone; non-motile cilium assembly. The record is from RefSeq and is a predicted model, not a curated record.
CGGGAGCCACCGGUCGGUUGCCAGGGGCAACGUAGGGGGCCUAGGGCCGGGGCGCGGAGCCUGAGCGAGCGAGCGCGAGCCCGGGGCCCUGCCCAGGGACCCUGCCUGUGUGGGUGCUGUGGGGCGCCUGGCGAUGGCGCUGGUCAGCGGGCUGGUGCCCGCCCGCUUCCUGACCCUCACGGCCCAUCUCGUCAUCGUCAUCACCAUCUUCUGGUCCCGGGACAACAACGUCCUCGCCUCGCUGCCCCUGCAAUACAGCCAGCAGCAGUACCAGCGCCAGGACGUGGAGCUGGUGGUGGCCCUGUCAGUGACGCUGGGCUUGUUCGCCGUGGAGCUGGCCGGCUUCCUCUCCGGGGUGUCCAUGUUCAACAACACGCAGAGUCUGCUCUCACUGGCCGCUCACUGCAGUGCCUCCAUCUGCCUCUCCUUCUUCGUCUUGGAGCGCUGGGAGAGCGCCACCUACUGGUACAUCCUGGCCUUCUGCAGCGCCGUGCCUGCUGCCUUCGAGAUCCUGCUCUUCGUGUCCGUCUUCGGGUUCAAGAGGAGGCCCCUGUGAGCCGGAGCCGGGCCCCCCGGGAGGUCUGUUCCACUGGCCCCACAGGCUCUGAGCCGGGGGGUGGAUACGCUGGACGGGGCGCUCGCCAGCGGCCCCCCCCCCCGCUGCUCCUCAGCCCUGCAGGCCGGGUGCUGGACGGGGCAGCAGGUGGUGGGGUGGCUGCAUGGGGCUGUCAGGACCUGGUGCUCUGCCUCUAGGGGGCAGGGCUGAAUUAGCCCCCUAGGAGCCUGCAGUGAGCUGCACCAGGACACCCCAGUGGUGGCAGGCGGUACUGCACCCUGCGUCAGCCCCAGGGGACCCUGCAGUGCCCCCCAGGGGCAACAGGCGGGACUGCACCCUGCAUCAGUCCCAUAGCAAUCUGCAGUACCCCCCAGGAGACCCCCAGUGGCGACAGGCAGUACUGCACCCUGCGUCAGCCCCAUGGGAACUUGCAGCGCCCCCCCCCCCGAAGAGCCCCCAUGGCUGCAGGCGGUACUGCACUCGGCAGUGCAUCAGCCCCUCUGCAUGGCGGUGAUAGGAUCGGUGGGGUGGAGCCUCUAAGGAGCAUCUGACACAGCGAGGGAGAAGAAUUAUUCCUGUUUCGACCAGCUGCUCCCCCUCUGGCUGUGUCCCCCUCCCCCAGGCCGGGGCCCGCCCUGCCCCAUGAAUAAAGCUGACUUUCCUACCCAGA